Molecule: messenger RNA, 9864 nt
Organism: Plasmopara halstedii
Lineage: Eukaryota; Oomycota; Peronosporomycetes; Peronosporales; Peronosporaceae
Product: Endocytosis protein RME-8, contains DnaJ domain
Exons: 6
Coding region: 1-9864 (3287 amino acids)
Biological process (GO): receptor-mediated endocytosis; endosome organization; regulation of early endosome to late endosome transport
Cellular component (GO): endosome membrane
Source: RefSeq, a predicted model, not a curated record
AUGACGACGGAGAGCAAGCACGUGUUGGCGCGCUUCUUGGUGCACAAAGUGGGUAGUUUUGUGGUCAAGGACCGUGUUCUGUGUCUCGGAGAAUACUCGUUUUCAACGGUGGACAGAGAAAACCAGCAGGUGACCAAUACAUGGGCAUAUGAGGACGUAGACGGUGCGGACGUGCUUGAGGGUGAGACGGAUUUCAUUGUUCACACACCGCGGCAUCGCAUUAAGAAGACGGUCUAUCGCUGUCAAUACCGGAUGGAGGUGCUCGUGUGUCUCUUGCGUCUACGAAGCCAACAUUACGCUAAGUUGCCCAAUGCCCCGCAGCCUUUGUAUCCCGAGCUGCAGAUAUAUGCGUUCCCUUGCCUGAAGUACCAUAAGAGUGGCGUACAUUCGUCUUGCGUCGUGGAAAUUUGUCCAGAUGGCAUUUAUCAGCGAGACUCGGAGGGGGAUGUUAUGAGUCACAUCUCGUACACGAGUCUUGUGUCCAUCGACAUUAUUUGCGAUGAUGACGAGGCUAUUAUGUUGAAUGACUCGGAUAAUUCCAGUUUAUUUAUCGUCUCGAAACGCUUGGAGCUGGCACGAGCCAUCACUAGCGUUAUGAACGCUUACGGAAUGCAGAUUAAUGAAUAUCGAAAAAAAACUCUGAAAGCAGCCCUCCAAGAAAAUGGGAAAGUAUCAUUGACAACAUGUAUAUCGUUCGAGUACACAGUUUUGUAUGUCUCGCAGUCGAGCGAGCACAGUACUACCCUUCGUACUUUGUCUGCGUCAGAAAGGUUCCUCACCGAGUAUGGAGACGCCGAGACGGUGAUUGUUAGUCGACCCUUACAUAAAAUAUACUCAUUAAUCAUGCACGAGCAUCAAACGUUUGAAGUCAUUUUCGUGGACGGCGUGAAGCGUCAAUAUAUCUCCGCACAUUGCGAAAAAAUUGUUUGCGAAUUGCUAGCAUCUUGUCACGCAUUGGGGAACUAUCAAGUGGGAGUCGAGUCGACAGACGAAUUGGACUCAGUGCGCAUGAUCCCGCGCAAAAUUAUCCUGCAAGAAGGCAAUCAAAUCGCAAAUGCCGUAACGAAUGUGAAUCGUGAGCUUAGGGUCGCACAAGCUAGUAUUUUACAGUUACUGGCAGUGCAUGGCCACCGGAAGACGGCUCGCUCCCAACGACAACUUCCUCGUGGCCUUGACGUAGAGAUGCACUCACUGGCUAUGGAACUGAAUGCAAACACCUCAACGCCUGGUGUGGUCGCACAACCCAAUAAACCUUACGAAAAGGCUACUUAUGUACUGGCACGUGAAUUUGAUGACAUUGUUCGUCGGCAUGGUGCGACGCAUGAGUUUGUAGGCACAUACCUCGAGUCACUCUACCGAUUGACGCUUGCGCCACCUGCCAUCAACGAAUUCAUGAAGAUACUGACCGAGCGGGAAGACGAAUAUGUCUACACAAUUUUGAAGGUACUAAGAAGCAAGAAGUCAGUUGCUAUUUACUGGAUGUUUAUGGUGCUGAGUCGAUUGAUGGAAUCAAAAUUGCACAAGCUUCAGUGUCGGCAACUAUUUUUAACAAAUCGAGCGUUUACGACGACGCUUCUGUCACUACUUGAUGAGGAUUCACAUACGGGUCUCUUUUUGUCUGAUCUCCCGACAAUGAAACUGUGCCAAUUCAUCUUGCUUCUGGUGAAGGUAAAAGCUGAAAAGCAGCGAGAAAUUUCAGACACGUUUUACCAAAGCUUGGCGACAAAAUAUCGCAUGAUGCUGCGCAUCCUUUUCAGCUUUCCUGCCUUGAACACAGCUGAAGCCUGUGUCGGCAUUCUUAGCAGAAUGACGAAAAAUCCGGCUUUUUUGCACUUUGGCAAUUUGGGAUCUCCCUUGCGGUCUAACGAUGGAAAAAUUCCUCGUCAUUCUUUAAGUUUUGGCGAGACGUUAAACUUCGGGCCAGACAGCAAACGAAAAGCGCUUGCAUCUCCACUAUCGAGACCUCCAAUGUAUUCAUCUAAAAGAAACAAUUUUGCAUCAAGCCGGAGCAGUAAUUUGCUGUCAUCUCUAUCUUUUUCAAGUGGUGCGUCUGGUGUCCAGGCAAAUGGGCUGGUUGUUCAGAAUCCAGAAAUGCUUUUGAGGCAAUACAGACAUUUUUUUGAAGCAACAUGUGGUAGUUUGAAGAUGGGAAUUGAUCAGUAUGACGACCCGAUUUUCUUGCGUCUUCGGUACAGGUGUCGCAAUGUUUUCUUACAGGAGCUGAUGAGUCAUUUAGUGGGGGAUGUUGACGAGUUUGAGCGCGUGUAUAAUGUUAGUUGUAGUCAUUUCAUUGGGUAUAUGGGAUUGGCGGAUGGUCAACGAGAUAGAACCAAGUUUUAUGUGACUCCACGGGCCUUGAUUGCGGUACAUAUUGUAUCGAAUCACACUCAUGAGUUUGAGUUCCGUAAAAUUAACGAAAUCACUCAAGCGACAGCAACCCCAGAUGCGUUUGUUCUCACACUGAAAAACAAAUUCAGAUUAAUUUACUCCGAACAAAGCAACGAUAUCAUUGAAAGAAUGAAAGCAUUUGCUGGAGUGAUAGGAAUUCAUCUUUGUUUGAAGUCUCAGUCUAAACUUCCUCUUCAGCAAGUCCGAAAGCCUCUUGAUAAAUCCGAAUUUCAAUCAAAUAUUUUUUUUGAUGUGCAGAGAUGUACUGGUCGACAUGGAUCUUCACACCUAAAAAAGAAAAGGCUUUGUUUUAUAGACGGACAUAUCGAAGAGUAUUCCAAUAGCUCGAAGAAGAUAUAUGAGCUGAAGACUUUGAGGCAAAUUGUGAUGCCUGAGCUGAAAAAUUUUGAUCUGCAAGCUUUGGUGGCACUGGUUUUCGUCGACUGCAGUCGUGUGGCUUACGUGCCAUAUGACAUCGAAAGUUUUUUGGCAGCGCUUUACGACGGAGUUCGUUACGUUGGCAAUUAUAAUGUCUCCCUGAGCCGCGAGUUCUCCAACCUGAAUCCAAGACUGUCCGCUAGGGCACUGUUAAGAGACGAGCAGGAGCGUUUUCUUUAUCACAAUCAUGAUGGGCUUUAUAUUCCAGCACAUGCAGCAUUGGAGAAGGAGAUUGGAAUGGUAAGUGGGGAGGGUAUGAGUAUCAUAUCCACAACAAAUAAGGUCAUGCUCGCCUUCGAAAAUUUAAAUACAAAUGUCGAAGUGGAAGAUUUCGCAGAAAUUUUUUUGCGUGGACGCUUAGAGAAGCUAUCAUUCAGUACAUUGCUUAGAGGAAUCAACAAUUUGCUUGAAUAUUCCUGCAAACCGCCGAUACGUACAAACGAAGUCUGUGUUGUUCUAGAAGCGUUUUGUCGAGUUAAUGAUGGCUGCUAUCGGCUUGCAAUGGAGGAUCUCAACAAUGGCGCUAUGGUACUGGUUUCAACACUUGCUCAAGUUUUGGUCUCAGGUGACCCAGUUGCAACUUUGUGGGCAGUUAAUGCGUUACACUCGUUGAUUGCUGACAAGUCGCGUUCUAAAGCACAUCGAGUUGUCGAGAAGGCCAUUCGCUUUCAGGUGUUUGAGCAUAAAAAGCUAAUUACUCUACUAACAUGCCUACUAGAACGACGCAAUUCCAGCGCUACGUUGGUUGUCUUACACUUGAUCCUUGAUGCACUCGUUAUAUCUCGCUCAAGCACGGACGAUAGUCAUUUUUUUGCGAUUGUGAAAGAUCUUGGGGGAAAAUAUACUCUUUUGCUAGAAUUGGCGUCUCAAAGUGCAAACGCAGGAUUGGCAGCAGCAGUUAUAUGUGUCUUAAAGGUUGUCAUUGAUCACGUUGAUUACAAGGUGAGACGACGAAUUUGCGACUCGGCUCUGGAUUCGGGACUGACUGUGAAGCACCUGUAUAAAGCGUUUUUUCACCCUUUGGACAAUGCAAAGGAGACGUAUCAGUAUAUUACGAGUAUUUGGGUGACCCACCACAAGGCCUCACAUGAAAUGCUUGGUAGAAUUCUUCCACACGGGUUUAUACGUAUGAUCUCGAACCCAAUCAUACGAAAACUAUUGAAGAAGCAGCGGGCACGCAAGACUAAUUCGGUCCAACAGGACAGCAUGCACAAUUCGCAAAUAGUGGCUGAUAAAUCAGGGUGGUUUAUACGUCGCAUGCAGCUUCAGAUCGGAAUAUUAUUCGCAAGUGAUUUUGGAAAUGAAACACGCGUUUCGGGGAAUCACUCCCAUUUGAAUUAUCCUGGGGAAUCCUCGACUGACAUGGCAUUAUUAUCGGGCAUGGUUAGGAAUGACUUCAUGCUUCCAGAUUUAAUUUGGAAUGAAUCAACGCGAACCGAGCUGAACGAUGCCCUUUUGACAGCAAUCGAAACAUACGACCGCUUCAGAUCCAACCAAGCAGCUACGAUAUCGCUGAUUGAAUCCCAUGGAGCGAGCAGCGAAGUCAAGUGGAAUCACGCCCAAUUUUCGGUGCGGUACGAAAGUAUUGCCCAGGAGCUCCAGGUUAGUCAUUUUUAUAUACGUGUAAUUACGGAAAGGAUAGAUGAUGGCACACUACGACUGGCAGAAGUUGCCAACACUGUUCAUGCCAUGGAAGCAGUGUUGGAUAGAGCAUCUUCAUCUCAACCAAAUUCGAUUUUCAGGGAUCACCACGGUCAUAUGAUGCUGAAAGUCAUGAUAGAGUUAGCUUGCGCAUUUCCUGAUGCUCGGCCGACUACGAUGCAUCGAGCUCGAUUUCUUACCACAUUACUGUACAACUCGUACCGUGCAGUCGAGAUUCGAGAUAUUGUCGAAUUAAUUUCCGGAUUAAGUUUAUCCGAUGAGGCUUGCGCCCAGUUAUGCACUACAAAUCUCAUAAAUGUGCUGCUAAACAUGUCAUUACUGUUGCACAGAUGCAGAUUAGUACCGAAAAAAAGCGACUUGAUCAGUCUUACUGGUGACAUGCCAAUGAUGGAAUCCUUCAUAAAUUCUGAAGCAAAUGAUACGUCAUCCGUUCCGAUAGCAGAACUCUCUGUCUAUGAGGAGUCAAGAUAUGCUCUAAAAUGGAGCAUUAUGUCAAAGACAAUGGAGACAGAUGAUAGUAAAAUCGAAGGCCCAUUCUUUCUAAACGGACUGAAAGAGUAUAUGAAUGCGGACUCUUCCUUUUGUCAUCGCCAUAUCGAUGUGCUGUAUGUUUGCUGCUGCUCCAUGCAUGAAUCUACCAACUUGGGAAUUGAUGAGCACAGCUGGAAGUCGAUGUUUGAAUUUCCCGAGCUGCGUUGGAUGGAACUUGUCGACGAGCCGAUUGACGCAAGUUUUGCAGCAUUUGCCUUAAAGACGUUGAGAAAUUUUUUAGUGAAAGACCAGCUUACUGUCGGGGCAAAGGAUAUGAGUGUCUUCCCUCCGGCUUUGAUGAAUACCGUAUUAGCUAAUACGUCGUCGCUAACACUGCUAGUUCAGCUGCUCUACGUAAAUAUUGCGACCGUAAGAAGGUACACCUGCGAGUUGUUAAUGUCCCUGGACGUGGAAGAGCUACAAAGUCUGUACCAAUAUGGCGUCUUUUACUUUAUUCUAUCAGCAGUUACGAACCCGAGAGCAGAAGAUAAGGUACCUUCUUUUGUUCCAGAGGCAGCACUGCUGAAGCGGAUCCAUCGAGCUGAGCGGUCAUCGGAGCGGCUAGCCGGUCACAGCUGCUUAGCUGAUAUGCUGCCUGAUUCACUUACAAGCGUGCUGGAUUUGGAGAGCUCAGAGUACUUUGCCGACGUAUAUUGCGGUCGUAAGCGUGACAAGCGCGUUCUUUGGUCUUCAAAGAUGAGAUCACAUUUACAAGAAAUGAUCGGCGAGCAUCUUCGUGACUUUCAAGAGAGAUUGAAAGUGAGCGUUACUGCGAAAUAUAUCUACACUUCGAUCCCUCCAGUUUUUUACCGGGAAUUGUCUGGAGAUCUAUACUUCGAAGGUAUUUACACUUCAAGUAUCAACCAGUCUGAGCUGUAUAACAUCGAGGUAGAGGAUCCUGUUUUUUUGAUGAAAAGAGCUGAAGAAAAGUGGCGAUUUCUAGCACGUCGUCAGGCUGAGGGGUCGAAGGACAACAUUUGUCAUUCAGACGCAUACAAAACGUUUGGCUGGAGAGAAGGUGAUAAGUAUUCUUCGAAAGAGUUGCGGUCGCGCUAUCGGGAGCUCUGUCAGCAACAAGUCGAAGUGGGCUCACUUCGCCGAGCUUAUAACUCACUGUGUGCUGUCCUCGAGUGCAAGAAUACGGCUGAUGGUGGGAAGACGUCGAAUGAAACUGUUGAGCAUAUUUUAAAGUUGCAAUUGCAGUUGCUGAACAAGUAUAGCUCCCACUUUUUCUCAUUUGAGUCGUCAAUCCUUGAUUUACUUAUCCGCGCGCUGGAACCUCGACUGAGUGAAGAUUUUAGAGUUCAAGACUUCGCGAUGAAGUUUUUACAACGCUUGCUUUCCAUCGCGCCUCACAAUGGCCCGUUUCUCGUUGCAAUCGAUGGGAGCUGGGUCGCACUUCUUGACUUAACAGAAAGAUGCGCACUUGGUAAUGACGUGGCAGCUAAGGAAUGCAUGUUUUCAGUUUUGAAGAUGAUCCUUGAUUCCGAGGAGGGAGUACAAUCGCUUUUGAAGGCGGAUAGAGGUGCGUCGCUUGGCGCACACCCGUCAAAACAGCCCGAUCUUAGCUCGUUGAGAGAUGUCGAUAGCUUGACUCUUUUCUCUGCGUCAGAAUAUGCGUCGCAGAACGAAGAGAGCAAUUCUACGUAUGCAGGGCGUAUAUAUUCGAUGAUGGACGAUGUCAUUCUCUCGUUUGAAAACAUUCAACCGUGGCACAUCCAGAAAAUGUCUUUUGAUAUCGCGUCAUCACUUUGUCGCAAUCCAGGACUACAGCACCAAAUAAUGACAUAUACACGGAUAUUCUGGAAGGGGCUAUAUUUGAUUCUGGCAUCAGCUGAAAGUUCUUUGGUUGUUGAUGGAGAGCAGGAAAGUACAACCAUGUUAGAAAAACAAGAGCGUGAAAUGAUAGAAAGCGCUUUUAAUGCUCUUCGCUCGCUUACAUUGGGACCAGAUGGAAACAAUCGAUCUAUUGGGCUUGAAGCUUUGGCGAACCUUCUUCCGCUGGACUUUUUGGAUCGCCUUGAAAAGCCAAAUGGGCAUGACUUCUGUAACAUCUUACUAUCCGACAUUCGUGAGCCGACUUGCAUCUGGAAUGAAAGUACAAGAGCUGAACUUUCAAAGCUGACGGAAGAAUUUUGCACGGACUCUAAUGGUGAUGGGGUCUCGUUUCUGGAGAGUGCCACACACUACAUGUACGAUUGCCUUAGCACCGAGCCUUUUGUCGGUGGUAUUUAUUUGCUUAUUUUACUGGAAAAGUCGGAUGGGCAUCUGACAGCCAUAACAGAAAAUACAUUAUACCCGACGACAGCAAUUGACUUUGUAGAAGCUCUCUUCUGUUUUCUAAAUGAAAACAGAGAUCCCAAGCUCGGAAUUUAUUCCGAUACGAUGCCGGCUUUGGAUUGCAUAAGUCUUUUGUGUGACUUGCCACUUUUUCGUUCUGCUAUUGUGGAGUGUCUGGAGCAGCAUGUUGACGACGAGGAUGCAGUAAAUGCUUCCAUUUCAGUGGCAACGCUCGGCAGAUAUCUAUUGCCGUUCGAUGGUAAUAAUAAAGCAAAUGCAGCAGUGUCAAUAUCAUCUCGUCGAUCGCUGUCGACGUACGGGUUCAAAGCCAAAACUGAACCUGACAAUAUCUUCACCUCAAUGGAAACGGAAUUUGGGAAUGUGGACUAUUUAGCCCGCCAAGAAAUGGCACUGCUAAUUUUAAACAAACUCUGUGGAUUUGAGUGUAACUUGGAGCGUAUGCUGGCUCCUUUUUGCCAAUUUACGUGGUGUCUUCAGGUAAUCGCUGAUCACCUAAAGUAUGAGCAGGCAUUUUACGCACUUUCUUGCUUGGCUGAAUUAUGUGACACCUGCCUAGUGAUCGCUCGAUAUGUACAAGAAAGUGGUCUAUGGGUGGAGAUUUUAGGCAUUGCGCUUCAGUCGAGACAACACGUUCUACAUGAACACUUUUUACGAGCUGAAGCACUGCGUGAGCCCGCAUUUGAAGUGCUGCAUUCUUUAUUAAUGAAAGACUUAGACUUGCGGGAAAAGAUGUAUAGCGGACUUUGUAGAUUUCUGCCGUACCCAAUCGUGUACCAAAUUCAUCUGGAUCCGAGUAAGGCAACGCGAUUCUUUGAUGACAAUCACGAAAAAAGCGAUUUAAUCUGGGAUUCUCACAGGCGAAUGGAAGUACGCAAGAAACUUGAUCAGGUUAUUUGUCGAAAUCGAAUGGAGCGAUCGGUUGCGAAGCGAGACUCGGUUCUACUUGACGAUGAAACAGAUGUAAUUUCGUGCCCUCACAGUGUUGUGGCAGGUCUAUACAUCGAUCGCUUCUUAUCUCAACCAGAUGCAGAUAAGUUGACAAAUCCAGCCUACAAUCUCGAGCUAUUAUUUCAGUUGUGGAGGACUGAUCUAGAUCAAUUAAUGCGCUUCGAUUUACAAAAUCCACCUAACAAUAUCAAGAUAAUUGCUGAUGCCAUUGACAAGUACACUAUGGCAAUGACGCACAUUUUGCGAGCUUCACUUGACAUCGACGAAAGCAUAUCAAACAAAUGCAUGCCGGAACAAAUCGUAAAACUUGUGCGGUAUUGCAAUCAACACUUGAUCACAAGCUUUCCAUAUCGCUGCGUGUUACGUAUUGCUCGGCAUUUAGUACAAUUCCCUGAGAUUACAUCGAAGGAGUUUGUCGAGCUGCUGAUUUGUCGAGUAACGAUGCAGCAUCCAGAUAUUCCACCUUUACUGAAGGUGCUUCGUCGGGUGUUGGAGGCACGGAAUUUGUCGGUAACGGAAAAUGAAUCGAAAUAUGGCCCCGAGUACUGGUUAAAAGACCUCAACUACUAUUCUCAGAUGCUUGUCUUCCUGGAAGGGCUAAUUGAAAAGAAGGAGCAGAUCGAACCUUCACUACUUUCAAAUGCUAAUCGAGUCCUGCGUAUUCUUCGUACCGAAAAAGAAAUGCAAGUUAAUCCGAGCUCACGCAGUUUCAUGGGACGCUGGCAAAACUUUACGCUUGAAAAGCGGUCAUCAAUGCGCCGGAAUCCGAUCAAGACAGAACACCAACAAUUACCGGAUAUAUCAACGAUAGUAUCAGUUAAUCAAGGCGUCACUAGCACGCACAGUUUUGAUGUGGAUAGAGCGCGAGAAGAUGUGUCAAGUAUGCGAAGCUUUGACGUGGAUAUUGAGAGAGACUCGUCCGUCCGAGUAGAUGUCAAGAGAAUGCCGACCGACCGCGAGAUUGACAUCGACGGCUCCUUAAUACAAGCACCUCCUAAAAGCAUUAAUUUUGCUAGUGGUGCUAUGGAGCUUACCGAAGUAAUCGCCUCUCGUAGCUUCUUAUUUAAAGGCGAAGGUGUGUGCCAUUCUCCCUUGCCAUCUCCGACGUCGGUCCGUUUCUCGAUUUUAGGGGCUCGAUACGAACCGAUUGACACGCAGUAUCACUCAAAGAAGGCAGCCGAGUAUGAAGAGCACAAAAAUGAAGAGCACGUUCCUGCUAUUCAUUUGCGCCGUGGAAGUAUACCAAACAAAACCCACAAAACUGAUGUGAUAAGAGUGAAUGCAACUGGCAACAUAACGACUGGUGCAGGCAGCAUUCCCACGAGUAACAUCAAGACAAGCAACUUUGCUUCACAACUGCUUUCAGCCCGACCACGCGAUCAAGCAUCUGGCGAAGCUCUAUUGGAAACAAGUCAGAACGAAACAUAUGACAUAAACGCGGAGCGCCGUUAUUCCUUACUGGACUCGUGGAAAGCUCCAUCAUCAGCUGCUCCAAAUAUGUCACUGACGACGCUCACUAUUUCCCGACGAGGUCGUCGAGCUGCCGUGGUGUACAGUCGUAUUACGAGUAAGAAGAAGAAAUGGUAUCACAGAUAG